AUGUCUAGCUUAGGUUUUUUGGACGAUCUGUAUGAACAAUUACAACGUGAUCCGGAUACCGACGAAGAUAGCGACGAAGAUAGCGAUGAUUACGGGCACAGCAUGGACUAUCGGGGUAAACGACCUAAAGCCUACACCAAUCAUCGAGGAUAUGGGAUCAGUUAUCAGAACAAUUCGUAUCGGGAUCUUGGCUAUACAGAUCGUUAUGGUGACUAUCAUUGGGAUAGCGACGCCGCAGAUAGCGACGCAGAGGAUGAUUAUUUGGAUCGCGAUGUUCAAUUUUAUCGUCCCGAUGGAAGCUACGAAGGCAAAGCACCACGGUGGUGUCUAGACAAUGGAUUUUUUAGGGUAGCACCAGGUGUCUGGUCGGGUAGGUGGUAUUGGGAACAUUUUCCAGAAGAAUUGGAAAAUCGUGAGAAAGAUCGGGCAACAAGGCACCUAGCAAAAGAGAAGAGGCGGCAGGAAAAAGAAGCUUGGGAGCGACGCGAUUUUGAAAACGAAAGGAGGGACUUAGAUGGUUUGCUCCCACCGCGCUUACACAAAUGUCUACUCAAAGGAUGCAACGAGCAUUUUCCAUCGAUUGAAGAAAGAGAUCAUCAUGUCAGGUCUCACCCAGGAAAUGGACACGCAAGAUAUCGCGAGCAACACAAUAUCUACCCAACAAUUGAAGAGCUAAUGGGCUUCAUGCCUCCGACGAGCACAAGAGGAAACGACGCGUUUCGAUCGGGUUUUGACUUUUUGGACAAUCUGGGUGUACAGCCACCGAUCAGCACAAGAGGAAAAGAUUCGUACCAAUCUGCCGAUGAUGCUCUUUUAGACCAACUGAAACAUGAUCUGCGUGUAAUGGGUGUACGAUGUGAUUUGGACAGUGAUGAUUAUGAUCAUGGAGGCGAUGACUAUGACUAUAGAGACAAGUUUGGUGCACGACGUGCUUGGGAUAAUUGGCACGACGAUGUCGAGGAAGAAGAUGAUAUUGACUUUUAUCGUCCCGAUGGAACCUACGAAUGCAAAUCACCACAGUGGUGUCGAGAUCAUGGGUUUUUUCAGGUCGGAGAAACUGAAUGGUCUGGAAAAUGGUAUUACGAACAGUUUCCAGAGAGAAAAGAGCAGUGGGAGAAAGAGCGGGUUGAAAUACAGCGGGAAAAAGAAAAAUGGGCGGUGGAGAUGGAAGCCGCAGAGGAACGCGCUUUGGAAUACGAAAGGAGGGAAAUAGAAGAGUUACUUGCUUUGGAACGCGAUGGGAGGGACAUGGAUGAUUUUCUCAUGCCUCGGCGCUCGGAUUGCAAUCAUUUAUGUCUACUCCAAGGAUGCAGCGAGCAGUUUUAUUCGAUUGAAGAACGAGACUAUCAUGUCAGAUUUCACCAAGGGAAAGGACACGAAAGAUACCGUGAGCAAUACGGCAUCUGUCAAACAACGAAUGGGCCAAUAUUUGUCCCAAACCCCUCAUCUCCUCCACCGGUUCAAUGCAAGCAAACGGACAUUCGAUCCUUCUUUGCUCCUGCAACAGGAAGGUAG
This is a messenger RNA of Cylindrotheca closterium, 1515 nucleotides long. NCBI's taxonomy places the organism in Eukaryota, Bacillariophyta, Bacillariophyceae, Bacillariales, Bacillariaceae. The record is from the annotation of a GenBank genome assembly.